Messenger RNA from Purpureocillium takamizusanense, 1788 nucleotides. RefSeq lists its product as uncharacterized. The transcript has 2 exons. The record is from RefSeq and is a predicted model, not a curated record. Bases 474 to 1586 code for a protein of 370 amino acids. Lineage: Eukaryota; Fungi; Ascomycota; Sordariomycetes; Hypocreales; Ophiocordycipitaceae. Gene Ontology annotation, cellular component: RAVE complex.
CGGCGACAUCGCCUUCAGCCCUCCAAUCCCGACGUCACUUGGACCUCGAAACAAAGCCAACCUUGAGCACCACCACGAUUGUCGCUAUUGACGCGGCGCAACCUCCCGACCACGCUCACUGGCUUCCCGUACUCGUUUCCAUGGUCCUCUCCGCGACACGGGUGUAACAUCAGCGACGGGCGGACGUGGCAGACACAAGCGCACCACCGUCUGCGUCCAUAUUCACAGUCUGAAUACGUGGAUACGCACAGGAGCUUUCCACGGGCUCGCCCGGCGAGAAAAGCGCGAACACGCCCAGCCCUAUUUACGGAUAUACACAUACACGCAAUCACACGCGCAAAUAGAAGGCGGAUAACGCUUGAGAGAAGAGGGGAGACGCGCUGGUGGGCAGCAGCGUCACCACCAAACGGCCACGACUCCAGACCCCGACCACGACCGCGGUUACCACCACGACGACGACGACCUAGGGGGCCAUGUCCGUCGCCAUCUGGCCGCCCGUCCCGCCGGCGGAGCUCCCCGCGCUGGUGGCCGAGACGCGGGCGCGCGAGCUGGCGUGGAUCGCGGGCGAGACGCUCGACGCCUGCCGCGAGCUCAAGCACGGCCUCGAGGACUGCUACGCGCUGCUGGCGCCCGUCGACCCGGGGAGCACGCUCGUCAUGAGCACGCGGCACAAUGAAAAGGUCAAGGGCACGCUGACGCGCGUCGGCACCCGCAUCGUCAAGGGGACGCUCCAUCUGCAGCUCCGCACGCUGCCCGCGCAGACCAUCUCCGUCGACCCGUCCUCGCCCAUCCACAUUCCCGCUCUCGACGAGCUGCACACGCACCUCACCCAGUCCAUCGACCUCCUCGGCGUAUGCCUCUCCCGCGCCCCGUCCCCUGCAUCGCCGUCAUCGUCGUCCUCGCCGCCGCCGUCGCCGCCGUCAUCCCCGCCCGUUGACGCCCCAUACCUGGCAUCCACCCUCGCCCUGCUCGCCGACUCCCUCGCCGCCUCCUCCGCACUCCUCAAAGGCCCGCAGCAGCUCGCCGUCCCGUCCGUAACCCACGGUCCCAGCUCUAGUUCCGCGCCGCCGCCGGACACGUCCGCCUGGCUCACCUCGUCGUGCCCGGCGCACCACUUCCUCCCGCCCUGCCCGAGCACGCACCAGCUCAGCGUCCACCUCGGCCUGCAGGAGAGCUGCGUCGUCCUGCACCUCCGUUCCCUCGAGCCUGCCGAUGCGCCCGUCCACUUCGGCGUCAAGCUCGGCCUUGCCAUCGGCACCGUCCGCCGCCUCGAGCACGACGAGAUGGACACCGUCUUCCGCUACCGCCCCGCCGGCGACGGGAGCGCAGAGUCCAAGCACCCCAGCGCCAGGCACUCGCCCGAACCGAGCGCCCACGGGAGCACCGGGAGCGGGAGCGCCGGCGGUGGCGGCGGCGGCAGCGGCGAUACUGUUGAGCAGGUCUACGUCCGCGAAAAGGUGCGCAUCGAGAGCGCCGACCCGAGCCUCAUAUCACUCUACUCGAAGCUCGGAUAUCUGAGCCAUAUGCUGGGCCAGACGCGGCGAAACCUCGCCGCCGUCAUGGGCGUGGACUUGGACGAGGCCUGAAAGCGCAUGGCGCGGACCUGCGCUGUCCGUUGUAUACCCCGGAGUUUUGGUUGGACAUAUCAACUUAGGAGCCUUGCCGCGUAGUUCAAUGACAUGGUCUUGCAACCGGCCGACGCAUCUGUACGUCGACAAUGCCAUGCACUUUGUAAACGGUUUCCAUACACUGGGGCAGGUCUCGGUUAGCCGAGGCUUUGUGACAUUG